AUCAACCACAUCAAUAAUUCCUUGAAAUGGGUUGUUUGUAUUCCUAUGUGUAUGCCUUGGCUUUGCUUGGCAGCUUAACUACUGCUUUGCAAUUGCAUUGCUUAGCCCAUGAGACUCAUCACUAUCACAAGAAACAUAAAGUUGCCCUCUUUGUGUUUGGGGACUCAAUCUUUGAUCCUGGCAACAAUAACUACAUCAAUACUACCACAAAUUUCCAGGCUAACUUUCCACCCUAUGGUGAAUCAUAUUUCAAGCACCCCACCGGCAGGUUUUCUAAUGGUCGUCUCAUGCCAGAUUUUAUUGCCCAGUUUGCCAAACUACCAUUAAUUCCGGCGUACUUCCGGACUGAUCAUCGGAGAUUUAUUAACGGAGUCAACUUUGCAUCAGCGGGUGCCGGUUGCCUUGUUGAAACCUUUUCUGGCUUUGUAAUUGAUCUGAAAACACAACUUGGGUAUUUCAAGAAAGUGGCACAACAAUUGAAGAAGAUGUUGGGGGACAAAGAAUCAAAGACCCUCAUAUCCAAUGCUGUGUACAUGUUUAGUAUUGGCAACAAUGACUUAGGCUUCCGCUUUUCAACAAAUUCCACCAUCUUUAAUUCAUAUACUCGCCAGGAAUAUGUGGAGAUGGUGAUUGGUAAUCUCACUAAUGUUAUCAAGGAUAUAUACAAGGAAGGAGGAAGAAAAUUUGUGAUUUUGUCUGUGGGACCUUUAGGCAGCACCCCAUCUGCCAGGGCCUUCAAGCUUCAACAAAAGAAUAAUAGUGGCUAUGUGAAGGAACUCCAUAACAUGGCGAAGAUGCACAAUAAGGCUUUACCCAAAAAGCUCAACAAUCUGGAGAAGACAUUACAAGGAUUUAAGUAUUCAUAUUUCGAUUUCUUGAGGUUUACAACAAAUGCAAUUCACAAUUCUUCGAAAUAUGGUUUCAAAGAGACGAAGACAGCAUGCUGCGGUAGUGGUCCUUUUAGAGGAUUGGGUAGCUGUGGAGGUAAAAGGGGGCAACUAAAAGAGUAUGAGUUAUGCAAAGAUGUUGGAGAUUAUUUGUUUUUUGAUAAUGGUCACCCUACUGAGAAGUCCAACCUGAUGUCUGCUAGAUUGCUUUGGAAUGGAGCCCACAAUCUUGUCCAGCCAUACAAUGUGAAAUCCUUCUUCGAAUUUGUCUAGCUUUCAAUUACAUUUGUAUGCAGAAAUGAAAAUAAAACACAAUAGAUAAUAUUGCUGUAUUAUUAUUAUUAUUUUAUUAGAUGGAUCUCAGCGCUUUGGUGGACAUUAAA
Ipomoea triloba (trilobed morning glory) is the source of this 1270-nucleotide messenger RNA. Its product is annotated as GDSL esterase/lipase 1-like. Bases 27 to 1160 code for a protein of 377 amino acids. The record is from RefSeq and is a predicted model, not a curated record. NCBI's taxonomy places the organism in Eukaryota, Viridiplantae, Streptophyta, Magnoliopsida, Solanales, Convolvulaceae. Gene Ontology annotation, molecular function: hydrolase activity, acting on ester bonds. The transcript has 5 exons.